GCCAUCAGCCCACAUCAUCCUGGGCCCAUGCAGCGGCAUGCCGCUGCCCGCGAUACUUAAUGACCUGCGUGCACUGCAGUCCUCAUCGCAUACUCAUCCAUCAUGCUGCGACGACUGGGAACCAGCUCUCUCGCGCGCUCGGCGAUGCGCCCCGCCGCCGCCCGGGUCAAUGCCCCGCUCCGCCCAUCCCUGCUCCGACCGUCCCCGCUCCGCUCGGCGGUUCCCUCGGCGCCGGGGCGGCGCCACCUCUCCCUGCCGGCCGUGAACGACGCGCUUUCCCCCGCCAACAUCCCCACGUCCCAGCUCCCGCCGUCGCAGCAGCCCGGCGCCGCAAAAGACCUGCCGGAACACGCGGUGAUCUCGACCUUCGACCUGUUCUCGGUGGGCAUCGGCCCGUCGUCGUCGCACACGGUCGGGCCGCAGCGCGCAGCCAAGAUCUUCACCCACUCGCUCCCGCGGCCCAUGUUCGACCACAUCCACUCGCUCAAGGUGUCGCUGCACGGCUCGCUCGCCGCGACGGGCAUGGGGCACAUGACGCCGCACGCCGUCCUCCUCGGCCUGAUGGGCGAGGACCCCGAGACGGUCGAGGUCGGCCGGCUCGGCGUAGUCAUCGACGAAGUGCGGGCGGUGGGGCAGAUUGACUUGGGGCUCGACGGGGGCGAGCACCGCCGCGUCCGCUUCGACUUUGACAAGGACUUGACAUGGCACCUGAAUCCCCUGCCGGCGCAUCCGAACGGCAUGACGUUUACGGUGUUUGAUGCCGAAGGCAACAUGCUCGCGACGAACCAGUACUUUUCGAUCGGCGGCGGGUUCGUGGUCAACAACGAGACACAGGUAGCGGAAAACAUGUACUACCGCGACAUCCACAGCGGGCACGCGGAGGAGUCGAGGCGCGAGUUCUCCACGAGCCGCGGCGAGCCGAUCGUUGCCAUCACGGACAAGGGCACGGACGGGCCCGGCACUGAGGCCGCACUGUCCCACCGCCCCAAGUUCCUCUUCGCGACCGCCGAGGAGCUGCACAACAUUUGCGUGGAGCACAACAUGACGAUCGCGCAGGUCAUGUGGGAGAACGAGCGCGCGUUCCGCACAGAAGAGGAGAUCGAGGCUGGCCUGCUGCACCUGUGGGAGACGAUGGACAGCUGCAUCCGCGCGGGCGUGACGACGACCGAAACGCACCUCCCCGGCGGGUUGAACGUCAAGCGCCGCGCACCGGGCCUCUACCGCCGCCUGCAGCAGGGCUUCUACCCGUCGAUGCCGGUGCCGAAGGCGCACGGCGUGGGCGCCGGCACGGCGCUCGACAAGCCUGAGCGCCCGACGCGCAUCGGCCGCGUCGAGCAUCCCGUCGAGAUCGUGCCGCUCUCCACGCGCCCCGUCUUCCCCGGCAUCGAGUAUCUCUCGUGCAUGGCGAUCGCGGUGAACGAGGUGAACGCGAGCGGCGGGCGCGUCGUCACUGCUCCCACGAACGGCGCGGCCGGCGUCAUCCCCUCCACGCUCAAGUAUACGCUCGAGUACAUCUCGACGCAGCCGCGGCGGGACACGAUGAACUUUCUGCUCACGGCGUCGGCGAUCGGCAUGCUCUUCAAGCGCGGGGCCACAAUUUCCGCCGCCGAGGGCGGGUGUAUGGCCGAAGUCGGCGUCGCGUGCUCCAUGGCCGCGGCGGCGCUCGCGUCCAUCCUCGGCGCGGAGCCCGCGGUUAUCCUCCAAGCGGCGGAGAUCGGCAUCGAGCACAACCUCGGCCUUACGUGCGACCCGCUCGGCGGCCUCGUGCAGAUCCCCUGCAUCGAGCGCAACUCGCUCGGCGCCGUCAAGGCUGUCACGGCUGCACAGCUCGCCAUGGCCGCCAGUGGCGAGCAUACCGUGUCGUUGGACGACGCGAUCGAGGCGUGUCGCACAACCGCCAUGGACAUGCACUCGCACUACAAGGAGACGUCGUUGGGAGGGCUUGCCGCCAGCGUCAAGAUUCCGCUUUCGUCGCCCGCGUGUUAGACAACAUGACUGCAUGGACAGGGGAGCUGAGACCGGCGCGACUGCAAGAGGACGAUGCUGUGUGUGAUGUGUGGUACAAUGGACUAGCCUAGUGUCAUCAUGUAAAAAAUGUAUUGCUGCAAUAAGACGCAUGUGCGUAUGAGCGCUUAUGUCC
Cutaneotrichosporon oleaginosum is the source of this 2140-nucleotide messenger RNA. NCBI's taxonomy places the organism in Eukaryota, Fungi, Basidiomycota, Tremellomycetes, Trichosporonales, Trichosporonaceae. The record is from RefSeq and is a predicted model, not a curated record.